Messenger RNA from Puccinia triticina, 2400 nucleotides. RefSeq lists its product as uncharacterized. The transcript has 8 exons. Bases 1 to 2400 code for a protein of 799 amino acids. Gene Ontology annotation, molecular function: RNA polymerase II CTD heptapeptide repeat phosphatase activity. Gene Ontology annotation, cellular component: nucleus. The record is from RefSeq and is a predicted model, not a curated record. Lineage: Eukaryota; Fungi; Basidiomycota; Pucciniomycetes; Pucciniales; Pucciniaceae.
AUGUCCCACGGCCCAUCCACCCUCACCGUCUCCGUCUCGGAGGCCCAGCGACUCGAGUCGGAGACCCGGACGCGCCUGCUCAAGGCCCAGAAACUCUCGCUGAUCGUCGAUCUCGACCAGACCAUCGUCCAUGCCACCGUCGACCCCACCGUCGGCGAGUGGAUGGCCGACCCCUCCAACCCGAACUGGCCCGCGCUCCAGGGCGUCAGCAGGUUCCAGCUCAACGAUCCGCCCAGCCUGUCCAACGAGGGCUGCUACUACUACCUCAAACAACGUCCUGGUUUGGCAGACUUCCUACAUUCCCUGGCGGAUAAGUAUGAGAUGCACGUCUAUACCAUGGGGACCAGGGCAUAUGCGGAUGCUGUCUGUAAGAUUAUUGAUCCGACAGGCGAGAUCUUCAGCGACCGGAUCCUCAGUCGGGACGAAAGCGGCAGUAUGACGCAGAAAUCGAUCACCAGACUCUUUCCUGUCGACACCAGCAUGGUCGUCAUCAUCGACGACCGGGGCGACGUGUGGGAAUACAGCCCCAACCUGGUCUCCGUUCUUCCCUACAAUUUCUUUGUGGGCAUCGGGGACAUCAACGGCGCCUUCCUGCCCCCCGCCCGGCCCCUCGAGCCUCCUCCCCCGACCCAGCCCGAAGCCGCGGCGCCAGCAUCUGCGCCGAAGGACCCGAUAGCCGUGCUGCCGGUGAUGACGGUGACGGACGACGCGGGGGCCACGAGUGCGUUAGCGAAGGGCGAGCAGCCCGGCGGGGCCUCGGAAGGCGCCGCGGGUGGCGCAGGCCCGACGAGGGAGACGAUCGCGGCUGUCCACGCCGGCGAGACCUCUGCAGCGCCCCCGCCAUCCACCGUGCAAGCCCCGGACACCGCGAGCGCGCCGCUGCCGGCGGAGACGACGACCUCCGAAGAGCUGGCCAAGUCCGCCCGCUCCAAGCUCAUCGCCGACCAGGUCUUGAGCCGGCCGCUCAAGCAGAAACAGAUCGCGUUGACCCAGCACGAGCAGGCCAAGCGCAAGGCCGGCGCGGCCCAUCGCCGGCGGAGCCAGCCGAGCAGCGUCGCCACCCGCGGCUCCCAGACCGGCGCCGAGUCCACCACGUCUUCCAGGGCCGUCACUCCUGUCCCCCCGAUCCUCCCUUCCUCCUCCCCAUCAUCAUCGUCGUCGUCGUCUGCCGCCUCCUCGUCGGCCGUCUGUCCCCCAGAGGACGCCGCGCCCCCCCACCUGACCUCUUCCCCUGACCCCGGCCCCCCCUCCUCCCUCCCCCUCAAACCCGCCGCCCUCGACUCAGACUCCGCCGACGACUCCGACACUAAUACCGACCUCAGCUUGGACGAGUUCGACGACAAUCAGCUGCUCCGCGGCCCCGAACGCCCCGUGCUCGUCGACCACGAUACCGAACUCAGCAGGCUCCAGACCAUCCUGGGCGAUAUCCAUAGCGGGUUUUAUUCCCAAGACUCGAUCGAAGAGGCUGAUGCUAGAAUGGUCAUCUCGGCCAUCAAGCACGACGUCUUGCACGGUACCCAUCUCGCUUUCUCGAGUCUUUGGCCCAUGGAAGCCGUCUCCCAACAACAAUAUGCCUGGAAAUUGGCCGAGCAGUUCGGCGCUUGCUGUUACACCCAUCUGUCGCCCAAAGUCACCCAUUUAGUUGCCGCCAAACUGGGUACCUCGAAAGUUAACCAAGCAUUAAGCCGACCGAACGUGGCGAUAGUGGGGCCGAAAUGGCUAUACGACGCGGCACUACUAUGGACGCGGCCAGCGGAGGCGAGGUAUACGUGGCGCGUGGGGCCGCAUGCGGCUUCAUCGGAGCCGUCAGAACCGGGCGCAGGAGGAGGAGGAGGGGGAGGAGAGGGCGAGGGGGAGGAAGAGGGCGAGGGGGGGAUACAGGAGGAGUGGGGAAUGGGGGCGGCGGACUGGCAAGAAGCGACGGCGGAAGUGAUGGCAGCCCUGGAUGAGUCAGACGACGACGAAGACAGCCUCGACGACCGCUCCUCGGCCUCCUCCGAUCUCCAUCGCCCGCCCCGCAAACGCUCGCGCACGCCCUCGAACCGCGACCCCUCCAGACCGCCAUCGCGGCCCUCCGACGACCCCCUCCUGCGGACGCAUGGGCAGCCCGACGCCCCCGCCGCCGACUCUCCGCUCUCCAAGCGCAAACGCAUCGCGCGCUCCAGAUCCUCCAAACUCAAGCUCGUCGUCCCCCUCAUCGACAACCCCUCCGACCCGCCCGAACAGUCUGUCCUCAACCCCGCGUCGGCUGGCUCCUGCGACCAGCCCCGCCAGGCUAACAGCCCCGACGGGCUGCUCGUCAAGCCCCUCGACCUCUCCUCCGUCGACCAACUCAGCCCCGAAGACGACGAGUUCUUGUCCGCCUUGGCGGCCGAAAUGGAAGGCAACAUGAACUCUUAA